CCGCAACGGUUCGGCCCAGAGGCAAGCAAGGCCCACCCCUCGCGGGCAGGCGCGAGCUCUAGCUCGUGAAGUCUGAGCGGGUGGGGAUAAGCCGUGUGGGUUUCAAGAAGAUGCCACGCCUCCGCCGCCACCACGCCUCCGGCUGCCGCGCCCGGAGGAGGCCGGGAUGUUAUCACUUCCGCCGGGGCCUCUCACUGCGUCCGGGUCAGCUGCUGCCGCCGCCGCCGUGCCGCUGCGGCCGGGGGAUUGGGCUGGGGUCUCCACCGCCGAGCCAGGGGAGCGAGCUCCGCUCGGCGCUGCUUUUUGCGACCUGGCCGUCAGCCCCACGUCGCCGGCCUGGAGGGGCGAAGAGGACGAGGGGGCCAAGGCUUCCUCCGGGGACAUUGGCUCUCUGGAUUAUCAAGAGUUUGUAGUUGACAUUGAAUCCAGGCUGAGGAUGGAAGGUGUGGAACUUAAAGAAGAAUGGCAAGAUGAAGAUUUUCCGAUACCUUUACCAGAAGAUGAUAGUAUUGAAGCAGAUAUACUAGCUAUAACUGGACCAGAGGACCAGCCUGGCUCACUAGAAGUUAAUGGAAAUAAAGUGAGAAAGAAACUAAUGGCUCCAGACAUUAGCCUGACACUGGAUCCUAGUGAUGGCUCUGUAUUGUCAGAUGAUUUGGAUGAAAGUGGAGAGAUUGACUUAGAUGGCUUAGACACACCAUCAGAGAAUAGUAAUGAGUUUGAGUGGGAAGAUGAUCUUCCAAAACCCAAGACUACUGAAGUAAUUAGGAAAGGCUCAAUUACUGAAUACACAGCAGCAGAGGAAAAAGAAGAUGGACGACGCUGGCGUAUGUUCAGGAUUGGAGAACAGGACCACAGGGUUGAUAUGAAGGCAAUUGAACCCUAUAAAAAAGUUAUCAGCCAUGGGGGAUAUUAUGGGGAUGGAUUAAAUGCCAUUGUUGUGUUUGCUGUCUGUUUCAUGCCUGAAAGUAGUCAACCUAACUAUAGAUACCUGAUGGACAAUCUCUUUAAAUAUGUUAUUGGCACUUUGGAGCUAUUAGUAGCAGAAAACUACAUGAUAGUUUAUUUAAAUGGUGCAACAACUCGAAGAAAAAUGCCCAGUCUGGGAUGGCUCAGGAAAUGUUAUCAGCAAAUUGAUAGAAGGUUACGGAAAAAUCUAAAAUCCCUAAUCAUUGUACAUCCUUCUUGGUUUAUCAGAACACUUCUGGCUGUUACAAGACCAUUUAUUAGCUCAAAAUUCAGCCAAAAAAUUAGAUACGUCUUUAAUUUGGCAGAACUAGCAGAGCUUGUCCCCAUGGAAUAUGUUGGCAUACCAGAAUGCAUAAAACAGUAUGAAGAAGAAAAGUUUAAAAAGAAACAAAAAAGAGUUGAUCAAGAGCUUAAUGGAAAACAAGAUGAACCGAAAAGCGAACAGUAAGUUUGGCAUCUAGUCCAAACAAGACUGAAGAAUGUGCUGAUGGAGCAGUGCUGUUUUUGCAUUCAUAAUGCAUUUAUUGGCCCAUAUUUUUAUGUAACCUGUUACAAAACCGACUUGACUUUUUCAUAAUGGACUUUUGUAUUAUACAAGGGACUGUUCACUGCUGUAUUGGUUUGCAAAUCUCUUGAAUUUAGCUCUUUAAUAGCUAACUGUAUUAUUAUUUUAUAUUUUGUAUUGCUAAAUAGCAGAGAACUACACUAUAUAAAGCAGUUUUUGCAUUUGUUUAUUGAAUGAUGCAUCUUCCGUGAAAUAUUUAUAUGCAUAAAUGGCAAGGGAAAGAAAUAAUAUAUAUUUUUAUGUUAUUGAGCAAUAUUUUUUAAUGUGUACCUAUCUUAUGGAAGAAAUAUGCAGAUAAAUAAGACCAUGAUUUUGUAAAGUGCAUAUUAGAAUUUUUGUUUUUGUAAAUGGUUAAAUACAUUUCCUGGGUAACUUAGAAAAUUAAGUUUCUCAUAAGGCAACAGACGGUUAAACUGAUUCUCGUGAACCCAAAGAUCAUGUAUAUAAUCGAAGUGUAUUAGUACCAUCCCAAGAUUUUUUUCUUAUUUAACAUAUAUUGUUUCAUAAUUCAGCAAGUACAAAUGCAAGCAAGCGCAUUGCACACUGUUUCCUUUUUAAACUUAAAGACAAGUCAAAAAGCUAUUUUUAGAACUAAAGGAUUUAAGAGGCUAGGAAUUGGGGUUUGUGUAUAUGUAUAUAUGGGACAUUUUAUCUUCUGGCCCCAAGUCAGAACUUUAUAAAAAUCUUGAGUUUGUUCACUAAUGUGAAAUAAGCUAUGUGUCCAGGGUAUUGCUCCCCUGAGUGUGUGUGAGUGCUGAGUAGCAUUGCAGAGAAUGUGAUGAGUUAUUCACUGUCACAACUUUUUCUAUAGAAAACAGGGGCUGCCUUUUAAACUGCUCUCACUGUGGGCACUUUACCAAAAUACUUCCAUGUCAAUUAUUUGAACUCAGUAGUUGUUUGACCUAGUUAGCUCUGGUGUUUAUUCAAGUUUCUAUGAAAUCAUGUUUGACAAUACUAUAAAUUAGGUUAAUUUUGUAAGUCUGAGAGAGCAUCAUCAUAUUGUGCUGUUUUAGGUAACACAUUUGUUACAAGCAUUUAAACUGUUUCAUUUGGUAAGUACCUUUACAUUGAAAUAAAUUGUGUUUGUGCCUCCAAACAGAAAGUUUAAUUACCAACAAAAUUAUUUCUAAAACAACAGAUUGAUCUAAUACUGUGUCAUUUACCUGAAAGAUUGAUCUAAUACUGUGUCAUUUACCUGAAAGACUCAUAUACAGCUGAUAAGCAUAAUACCUGCCAAAUUUGAAGGUCAUGGCUACUCUUCAACCCUUCCUGUAAGGUAUUUUGCAAAACAGUGGCCUAGGGUAGCAAAAUUGAAGUGGAUGUGAGCUAACCUUUUAGGAUUUAUUCUAUCCUAGAUUGAACACACAUGUGGCUGUUACCAUUCUCAUGUACUUAUAAGCCUUCUGUUACAAAAGGGAACUUUCCUAUACUUUUUGUCCUCAGUCCUAAACUUGGCAUGCUAACUUAAAACCAGUUCUAAGAGAGAGAUGCUGGAGGAUUCCCAGGAUGAAACAUUCCUCAGCAGCCUCCUGACUUAACCCGGAUCCAGCAGCUCUUGGCAGAUCCUGAACUAAUGUCAUUACAGUGAAUUGAGCCAAAACCAUUAUUGCUUGCUCACAUCUUAGGAACACUUUUUGUUGAAGAAGCAAACUAACAGUAACAAGUUAGGCAUUCCUUCUGAAUUUACCAUAUGAGGAUUAUGUAUAAACAAUUGUAUUGAAUUUGUCAUUAGAUUCUAUAUUGGUAGACGAUUUAACGUAGUCUUUCAUCUAUACAUCUUUACCUUGCUCACAAUGGGCUGAGGUUUUUAAUAGGUGGUUUUCUACCACAUUAAGUACUUGGUUCUUCAGUUUAAAAAAUACGAAGAAUAACUUCAACUCUUUUUGCGUUGUUUUGAUUUUUGAUUUUGCAGUCAUUGUUCCUAAUGGUAGAUACGUGUUGCAAAAGUGAUGUUUUUCUGAAUUUUUUUUUAAAAAGUAGAAGACUGUUCUGUUAACCAUUAAAAUUCAGAGACAACAGUGACAACACCUGGGAUAUAAUGAAAAUGAGGUGCUGUGAAUCAGUGAACUAAAGGGAUACCUGCUUUAACCUACACCUGAAUGGAAUGUGGUAUAGAGAUGUACCCACAAUAAAUGUUUUAUAAAAUUUAAGAUCAUAACUAGUAGGUUAGAGGAAGAGCACUAAGUCUGUUGUUUCUAAUCUAUAGCUAUGCAACAUUUUCCCAUAUUAUUCCAUUUUAAUUUCCCAUUACUUACUGAGGUGAAAGGAUAUGUGAUUGUACUUUUUAUCUUUCUGUUGGGAUCGUGGAUCUAAUUUAACUGGCUUAUUUUGAUGCUUCUGUCACUAGGCUCUAAGUGCCCCUUUUUUAGUCAGAAGUUUUUCAUGUGAAAUAAUUUGAUUCUGUGCUCUGCUUGAGCGUACUCUUAGGCAAGCACCAAGGGAAGAUGUUCUAUUCACCCCACAAUUUAAGCCUAACAGUCUAACUCAGAGGGAGAUAUGAAGAAAUAUGAUUCUAAGUAGGGUCUAGCAGAGUCAUUGGAAAGUGAUAAAACUAGAAAUAAGAGAAAGCAAACCUUUAUAAAGGGAUAAAGACAUAGCUGUCACCUAAUAUGCCACUGUAUGUGUGUCCUUUUUUUUUUUUUUUUUUUUUUUUUGGAGACACAGUCUCACUCCAUCACCCAAUCUGGAGUGCAGUGGCACAAUCUUGGCUCACUGCAACCUCUGCCUCCUGGGUUCAAGCAUUUCUGCUGCCUCAGCCUCCUGAGUAGCUGGGAUGACAGGCACACGCCACCAUGCCGGGCUCAUUUUUGUAUUUUUAGUAGAGACAGGGUUUCACCAUGCUAGGCUGGUUUCGAACUCCCGACCUUGCCAUCUGCCUGCCUCAGCCUCCCAAAUGCUGGGAUUACAGGCGUGAGCCACCGCGCCUGGCCACGUGUGUCCUUUUCAUAUCUCACUCUUGCUGAACGUUGAUUUACUCUUCCAAAAUGGACUUCACUAGUAAGUGCACUGAAUACUGAAAUAUGCUGAUUGGCAAGCAUAUAUCUGUAGCUAGAAUUUUUUCAACCAUAAUUCCAGAAUUUAAAAAGGUAAGAGAUCUGCUUUUUGAUAGAAGCCUUUUAAAAAGACUGUAUAACUUUUCUAUUUGGCCGUUUAUGUGAAUGCUCAGGGAAUUUGGAAAUGUGUUUUAUACAGAAGUGGCUUUUUAUAUUUCUUCAAGUGAUAAAUUAGCAUUAGGACAUAUCAGAUAGAACAGGCCAGUUUCCUGAUGAGGUUGGUAGAGAUGUGACAGUAGGUUCAUCCUUCCUUUUCCCAUGUUAUAUGCAGAGAAGUGUUAAACUUGCUCAAGCAAACGGGAGUAGGAGAUAAGCUGAAAAUAGAGAUUGCUACACCAUUCUAUUUUGUUUUCAUGCCUGUUUUUUUCUCUAAUCCUAUAUGGACAUUUGAGAAAUGGACCACAAAUCUGAGCGGGAUACAGUAAAAGGUAUUAAUGUAUGUACUUACAAGUUAGGCCUAUUUUGCUGUUAAAGAGUCUGUCUUGUCAUAGGUCAUAGGAAGUGUGUAGUUUGAGUUGCUGGGAGAAAGAGUCAAGAACUUAGACUUGAAUGGGAAGGCCAACUGGUGAUGGAAGUGGGGUAUUAUCUACUCAAUGUUCUAAUACAAAAGAAUUACCUGGCAAGCAUCCCCCUCUGCCCUUCUUGAGAUUCUGAAUGAAUUUAGAAUCAAAUCAGUGGUGAGACCCAGUUAUGUCACUUUCCUUUGAAGUUCUAAAUGAUAAUUGAAAUUAAAGUAGUAUGGCAUGUUUAACAACAGUAAGGAGUGACAAUAAAAUUUAAAAGUUUGUUGCAACAAUUUAUAGUAGACCUACUUACGUUUUGAGAACUAAGUAAAAUGCUUUGAAAAGUUCACAUAAAGCACUUAAGCACCAAAUGAAAAUGAUUUCGUGCUUUCAAAUUAAUGAUAUUAGGCUUGUAGGAUGUCUUAGAAUAAAACAUGAUUCUAAGACAUCCUACAAGAAGUUAAAACAUUUGCAUUUUGAAAUUUGUAUGCAGUUUGGCUAAGGAGGAACUUGGAAAUUUUUAUGCAGUUUGGCGAAGGAGGAACUUGGAAAAUAACAUGCAUCAGCUUCUACACAGCACUUUUUGUAUAUGGACUUUGUAAAGUUUAAUGUCCCUUUAACAGUUGCUUGUUUAUUUGUGUAAACCUAGCUAGUAAAUAUUGAUGGUGUUCAGGGCCACUGACUUGCACAGCCCUUGGAGCACUAUUCGCACAGAACACAAUUCAGAGUUUAAGACCUUAACGCACUUUGAUACCUAUUUCAAAAAUACUUUUGUUACCACAAGUUCAUUGCUGUCAUUUAGGCAAAAUUAAUGUACUGUGAUGUUUUCCUACUCUUAGGAUGAUGUUGCCCAGCCUAGUACUGUCAUUUUACAUUGUGAGAAAUUCAGUUCUGAUGUCUGUGUGUGCAAGAUAUUAAUGUGGUCCCUGUAAGAAAUACCAGAGUUGGUCAUGAUUUUCUAAGGAGAUGUAAUAUUUUCUUUGACCUGUUAGGAAUAUAACUUGUGUCUUGAUUUGUUGCACAUCAUAUUUUUUGCAACAUUAAUGAAUUUAAAUAAAUUAAUUGGAACGUU
This is a messenger RNA of Rhinopithecus roxellana (golden snub-nosed monkey), 6162 nucleotides long. RefSeq names its product BCL2 interacting protein 2 (gene BNIP2). The transcript has 11 exons. Gene Ontology annotation, biological process: apoptotic process. Bases 167 to 1417 code for a protein of 416 amino acids. Gene Ontology annotation, cellular component: cytoplasm. Lineage: Eukaryota; Metazoa; Chordata; Mammalia; Primates; Cercopithecidae. The record is from RefSeq and is a predicted model, not a curated record.